Molecule: messenger RNA, 1657 nt
Organism: Panicum hallii
Lineage: Eukaryota; Viridiplantae; Streptophyta; Magnoliopsida; Poales; Poaceae
Exons: 4
Coding region: 1-1494 (497 amino acids)
Biological process (GO): regulation of DNA-templated transcription; ethylene-activated signaling pathway
Molecular function (GO): protein binding; DNA-binding transcription factor activity; DNA binding
Source: RefSeq, a predicted model, not a curated record
AUGGAGGAAAGUUGUGAAGGUUUCUCCUUGCUUCAUCUUGCAUGCCGUGUCUCAGAUGUUGGGAUGGUUGAAUUACUAUUGCAGUAUGGCUCUAGUGUAAAUAUGACUGAUUCAAAGGGCCGGACACCCCUUCAUCACUGCAUUUUGAAAGGAAGACAUCAGCAUGCCAAGCUUCUCCUCUCCAGAGGGGCCGAUUCACAAGCGAUGGAUCAAGAUGGUAGAACAGCAUUACAGUAUGCAAUUGACGGUGGAACAAGCGAUGAAGAUAUUCUUAUUUUUGCUCCCGCUGACUCACCCCCAUCCCUCCCCUUCACUCCCAUCCUUAUCACCCCCCUCCCCCUCCCUGCAGGCUGCUGCUCUCCACGGCUCUACCUCCGCGGCGUCGUCAACAUCAGACGCCAAGCUAAUAAAGGCACCACGCGACUGACAGCCGGCCGGACACGUGAAGCAUAUGGGCGUGGUCUGCUGCUUGCCGGCGUUGCGCGAGACGGGCAGCAAGCAAGCGUGGAUCGUCCCGGAGAAAACUCCGCCGCCGCCGCCGCUGCUCAGAGCGGAAGCCACCGUCGCGGGAGGCCUCCGGGCCAUGGAGACCCAGCUGAGUCGGCGGCAGGAGGAGGAGGAGGGGAGCUCGGCGGCGGCGGCGCGUGGUGGCCCCGGCGGCUGCGGGAGGAGGAGGAGCGCGCCGUCAUCGUCGCGGCGCUCGCGCACGUCAUCGGCGCCGGGCGGCGGCAGCAGCAGCAGCAGCAGCCCGCCGCGGCGGCGCACGACGUCAUCGCCGAGCAGCCGGCGGCGGCCGUGCUCGGGCACGACGGGCAGCAAGUGACGCACCAGCAGUCCGGCUCAGGCGCUCGUCCAUCGGCGGUGGCGACACCGGAGCGGCUGCUGCCGCGGCCGCGGUACCGCGGCGUGCGGCAGCGGCCGUGGGGCAAGUGGGCGGCGGAGAUCCGGGACCCCGUGAAGGCGGCCCGCGUGUGGCUCGGCACCUUCGACACCGCCGAGGACGCCGCGCGCGCCUACGACGACGCCGCGCUACGAUUCAAGGGCGCCAAGGCGAAGCUCAACUUCCCGCCCGCCGCCUUCCGCCAAGGCCAACACGCCGGCGUCGCCGUCGCCGUCGCUGCCCCGGGCCCGGGCCACCACCACCACGCCGCCGCCCACCUCCUCCAUCAUCGAAAGCAAUUGGCCGGGGCAGCUUCGACGUCGUCCACAAGCCGUCGUCCGGGACCGGGACCCCUCCACCAUCUGCAGGGCGCUACUGCGCCGGGGGCCGCCGCCGCGGGCGCAGCCGGUGGUGUUCGCGCCCACCAGGUGUCGUCGGAGUUCCCGGACCUCAGCCAGUACGCGCACAUACUGCAGAGCGGGGACCUGGACCUGCUGGCCGUCUCCGGCGGGCUAACGCCGGGGCAGUCGGCGUCGUCGGCAACGACGGCGGCGUCAUCGUCGUCGGCGCCACCGGAGGAACCGCCGCCGCCACGGCGAGAACCAACCACCUAGCUAACGCUAGCAACUAACAUUAGUGAAAUACACAUCAGCAAAGCCCAGAUCAGAGCCGUAGGAGAGGUUAUUAGGCAGCUGAGAUGUACACACAUGUGCAGGAAAAUCCUGGUGUAGAUUAACAUAUGUGCAUGAUCAAUGAGACGGUGAUACGACGCAGCCA